This is a messenger RNA of Brachypodium distachyon (stiff brome), 2122 nucleotides long. RefSeq names its product disease resistance protein RGA2. Bases 185 to 1900 code for a protein of 571 amino acids. The transcript has a single exon. NCBI's taxonomy places the organism in Eukaryota, Viridiplantae, Streptophyta, Magnoliopsida, Poales, Poaceae. Gene Ontology annotation, molecular function: ADP binding. The record is from RefSeq and is a predicted model, not a curated record.
ACAUAACUUGUUCGAGUCAGUUCCAUAGCACGUGCUCGUGUUGAUUCUUAUUGGCUUAGAACUUUAGAAUUUCCAGCAAAACAAAACGAAAAUUGAAACUGCCAGUGACCUUGCAGCACAUACUUGACACAUUCAUCUCUACCGGUAUGUUCGAAGAUCCCCGCUACCGCUAGAGAAAAUCACCAUGGCGGAUGCCAUCUUCUCGGCCGUCGUGGGUGACAUGGUGGGCAGGGUGAUAUCCCUUCUCGCCGGCCACUUCAAAGGGCAACGGUGCACCACCGAAGCCAAGCUACGAAGGAUAUCCCAUAUGCUCAUCAAGGUUCACAGCGCAAUAGAGGAGGCCAAAGGGAGGCAGAUCACGAACCACGGCACCCUCGACUGGCUCACGGAGCUCAACGACGGCGUGUACCAGGGCCACUACUUGCUCGACACGGUCGGAUGCAGCAGAGAGCCACAGCUUCAAGAAGAAGAAGAAGAAGAAGAAGAAGAGCUCGCUGCUGAUCACAACAAGGUAGCCGCAAAGCCUUUCUCCUUGUCCUUGUUCAAUCCUGCAAAGCGCGUGCGUGUAGCGGCCUUCACCGUGAAGAGCCUCCUCUUGUCUCGGCAAGAUGUUGGUGUUCAUGAGAAGAUAGACCGCGUGGUGGAGAUCUUGGAGAUGGUAUCUGGCGAUCUCAAGGAGUUCAUGAUGCUCCUGCAGAACUGCCAGCCGGUCCACCGUCCAUUGACCACGAAUAUCUUCGUGGAAGGGCAGAUGUUCGGCCGGCACGUCGAGAAGGAGAGGAUCAUCAACUUCUUGCUGCAGGCCGACGACGGCAGCCGAUCGAAUAACGGAAAUCUGGGCGUGCUACCGAUUGUUGGCGACAUGGGAGUCGGGAAGACCACCCUUGCGCAGCAUGUCUGCGAUGAUCCCAGGGUGCGCAACCACUUCCCGGUAAUCAUUUACUCUAGCGUCUCGGCUGCCUUAGCCAUGGUACUGGGAGAAGCAGCCGUUGUUCUACGAUCCAAACACACGGCCGGAGACGCUGAACAUCUCAUCGAAUCGCUGCAUGUACUCAAGGAGAAUUAUCGGACCAAGAGGUUCCUCAUCGUGUUUGAGGAUGUUGACAUGUGCAAGAAACAGAUGUUGGAAGAGCUGCUGCCCAUCUUGAGACAGGGGAAGCAGGGGAGCAAGAUCAUUGUCACCACCAAUAACAGGCGUGUGGCAAGAAGCAUGGGGACGGUGGAUCCGAUCAACCUGAAGGUUUUGCCGCAUCCCGAGUACUGGUUCUUCUUCAAAGCCUAUGCCUUUCCGGGGAGAGAUGUGGAGGAGGACCCGAGGAUGGUAGCGGCGGGGGAAGCGAUCACGAAGAAACUAAAUGGGUCGUUCUUCGGUGCCAAGAUCGUCGGAGGGAUGCUGAAGGCGCACCCGGAUCGCCGUUUUUGGUGCAAAGUCCUGAGAAGCAAUAUUGGGGGUUUGUCUUUGUUGGGCGAUGGCAUUGGGUACAUUGCAGAUUUGGCCGAGAACUUGCUGCCAAGUCACGCAGAAAUGUGCGAGGUGACCGUUUCCAAGAAUCCGUUUUCAGCUCACACAGAAUUGGCCAGGUUGGAGGAUAUAUGCCAGGCAGCUCCUAGUGUUAGUUCUGGUUCUGUCUCUGGUGACUUCUUUGCAGGUGAUAUCUGGUUUGCAAAAGUGUUGUUGUGCAGGUCCGUGUUGCCAUUCCAAUGCCUGUACUACACUGCUCAUUGCGCUUUCCGUCAAGGUAACAGUUCAAAGGAAUUGAUGAGAGAUGGGGGAAGUAGAUUUGCCCAUAUAUUGUCGUCGAAAAGAAAUUUGCGCGUACAGGUGGGUGAAGAUCUGAGAGGAAUUUAUGCCUCUCAAUGGCAGCUGGAUGCUUUUUUUGGGAGAGGGCAAGUGUCUUAGCUUGGUUGCUUUGCUGAUAGCCACGAAAUAUUUUGAUGUACACUGAUAUCUUUAACUUCUCAUUGAUGUGUCGAACGGACGCUGCGACUGUCAUAUUUGCCAGUAGCUUGAUUGUCCGAUAUGUACAAAUCUCCGAUUGCAGUGAGCAUGGAUGGAACACGCGUCUGAUAUGAAGUUGAUUGCCAGAAACAAGCAAAUAAAAGUGCCUCGGCAUUAUUGUAA